UUUUACUGGCAUGUUUGAAUAGCGCGCCAUAAUGGCUCCUGUACACUGGACGUGGAAACGUUUGCCUCGCGGCUAGUACUCCAAUGUGCAGGAACCAUAAGCGGCGCUGCUGCGAUUGUAGAGCGUAGAGCCAGAGCGUCAAAUGAAGGAGAUGCAGGGCAUUUUUGAUGUUCGAACAUGUUUAGCGCGCGAGCGUAUGUGAAUCGCAAUUGUCGCGAGUCCUGUUGAGUCCUGUUCCAUCUUUCGUCGUGCACCGUCCUAUUCUGCUGCUGAUUUCCGUCGAUUAUCCGCUGAUUAUUCAUCACAACUACAGAGACAUCAACCGUGGUACUGACUUUAUAAAAUUGGAAAUCCAAAAUAGAUACAAAAGAAGGAAAAUAAAGAAUCUUGCAAAUAUAUUUGUUGUCUUUGAUUACAAUGGAUAUCCACAAUACUAAGCAACGUUAUAAACGUUGUUGGAAGGAGAAAGCUGAGAAAAGAGUUACAAAAAAAUUAAAACUUGAAAAGCAGCAAGAUGAUCUCUUGAAAAAGGUCCAUAGAUUACUAGAACCAAAAUGCAGGUUCAACGACAGUAAUUUGAGCAAUAGCAGUAAUAGCAAUUUAUCAGUUUUAAUAGAAUCUGAAGAAGAAAACUUAUAAGCUAAUGAGUUAAUAGAUUUAAAUCAUCAUUCUCAAAGCGAGGUUGAGAUUCAAAAUAAUAUAACUUUGAAAGACUUUCAAGUAGAAUGAGUUCUGAUAAAAAUACAGAUGAAAGUGAAAACAUAAACGAAAAUGAAAAUAUCUAUAAUAAUGAAAGUACAGAUGAAAAUGGAGAGGAAAAUGAAAAUAUUAAUGAGAGUGAUAAUACAGAUAAAAGGGAAAAUGAAAAUAUUAAUGAGAGUGAUAAUACAGAUGAAAGUGAAAAUGAAAAUGUUAAUAUGGUUUUUGAAAAUGAUGAGCAAAAGGAAAUUUAUGUGCUAUCAGCUUUACGUAAAUGGGCUUUAUCAGGUGGUGUUAUUUCUAUGUCCAAAAUAGACGAAUUAAUUGCAAAGCUUCGACUUGUAUUUCAUAAUCUGCCUAAAAGUUAUAAGACUUUAUUGAAAACUGAUGAUGUAUAUAUUACUCGAUUUGAAAAUGGAGGACAAUUUUGGUAUCGAGGAAUCCAAAAUUAUUUGGAUGGACUAAUUUUAAGAGAUUACUUGCAAGUAAAUAGAAAAAUUGAAAUAGAUGUUAAUUGCGACGGAUUCCCUCUUUUUCGGAGUUCAAAGAAAAAAUUUUGGCCUAUUUUAAGGCAUCUCGUAGCAACUAAAAAUGAACCAUUCAUUAUUGCAAUUUAUUUUGGGAAUUCUGAUUCCAAUAAUAUACAAGAGUUUUUACAAGAUUUUAUAAAUGAAGCUGAAAAUCUGACAACUAAUGGUUAUAUACGAAAUGAAAGAACGUAUAACUUUGUCAUCAGACAUUAUGUUCUUGAUGCUCCAGCUAGAGAAUUAAUAAAAUGUUGCAUUGGUCAUAAUGGAUAUGCUUCUUGCAAGAAAUGUACAGUAUGGGGAGAACGAUUGGAUUAUAAGCAAACGUAUAUUGAUCUAGAUGCUCCUUUAAGAACGGAUGAAAGUUUCAAAAAUUAAAUGCAGCCUCGCCAUCAUAGAGGAGUAUCAUUUCUUCUUCAAAUUAAUACUAAAAUGGUUUCUCAAUUUCGGUUAAAGCCCAUGCAUUUGGUAUAUGAAGGUGUAUUUAAGAGAUUAUUGGAAGUAUGGAAAAAUUGAAUAACUCCAUGGAAAUUGCACUGGACUGUUGUAAAUGGAAUAUCUGAUAGUCUACUUCUAUUAGCUCCUUCUUGCCCUCAAGAUUUCGUUAGAAAACCAAGACCUUUAAAUGAAUUAUCAUUUUACAAAGCAACGGAAUUCCGUCGUUUGUGCUUAUACGAUGGUAUUGUAGCUUUUGCUUUGCAUGUUGAUAGAAAUAUUUAUAAGCACUUUCUAUUAUUGCAUUGCGGAAUUUAUAUUCUUACAAGUCCAAUUCUUUAUAAAACUUUGAACGCUUGUGCAAAUGUUAUACUGAGGACUUUUAUCGAAUAUUUUGUCACACUAUUUGGAAAAUCAUUUGUUGUGUAUAAUGUUCACUCUCUUUGCCACUUGGCACAGGAGUGUGAUGAUCAUGGUUGUUUAGAUACUUUUAGUGUCUUUCGUUAUGAAAACAAACUGAAAGUAAUUAAAAGUAACCUUAAAUCCGGUUUUAAACCCGUUCAACAAGCAGAUAAACGUGAGAUAGAACGAAGCAACAAAAAAGUUGUACUUAUAGAUUCUGAUAUUAAUAAAGUUAUUCUUUCAAAAGAGCACAGAGAUAUUAAUGAAAAUGUCCACGGUGAACAAUUUAGAAAAAUUUCAGUAAAUAAUGUGAUUUUUGAAGUCAAUAAAAGAGAUUCAUGCUUCAAAGCAGUUACUGGUGAAAUUGUAGUCCUGAGGAAUAUCGUUUGUAGACAGGAUGAUAUAAUUUUUGUUGGCAAUAUUUUUUUGAAUAUUUCUGAUUUUUAUAC
This is a messenger RNA of Monomorium pharaonis (pharaoh ant), 2512 nucleotides long. RefSeq lists its product as uncharacterized. The record is from RefSeq and is a predicted model, not a curated record. The transcript has 3 exons. NCBI's taxonomy places the organism in Eukaryota, Metazoa, Arthropoda, Insecta, Hymenoptera, Formicidae. Bases 726 to 1604 code for a protein of 292 amino acids.